This is a messenger RNA of Pseudoliparis swirei, 1736 nucleotides long. RefSeq names its product glycine receptor subunit beta-like. Gene Ontology annotation, biological process: chloride transmembrane transport; signal transduction; regulation of membrane potential. Gene Ontology annotation, cellular component: neuron projection; synapse; membrane. The transcript has 9 exons. Gene Ontology annotation, molecular function: chloride channel activity; extracellular ligand-gated monoatomic ion channel activity; transmembrane signaling receptor activity. The coding region runs from base 16 to 1323 and encodes 435 amino acids. Lineage: Eukaryota; Metazoa; Chordata; Actinopteri; Perciformes; Liparidae. The record is from RefSeq and is a predicted model, not a curated record.
AUCUUGAACCGUCUGAUGCUCAGUUAUGACGCGAGAAUAAGGCCUAACUUUCAAGGUAGCCCAGUUCAGUCUCGGGUGAACAUCUUCAUCAACAGCUUUGGGUCCAUCCAGGAGACCACCAUGGACUACAGGUUGAACAUAUUCCUCCGCCAGCGAUGGAACGACCCUCGCCUGCAACUCCCGACUGACUACAAGAGUGACUCCCUGACGGUUGACCCCAACAUGUUCCAGUGUUUGUGGAAACCAGACCUUUUCUUUGCUAAUGAGAAGACCGCAAACUUUCACGAUGUCACACAAGACAACAUUCUGCUCUUCAUCUUCAGGAACGGAGAUAUCUUAAUCAGUAUGAGGCUGUCGGUGACUCUGGCUUGUCCCUUGGAUCUUCAACUCUUCCCAAUGGACACACAGCGGUGUAAGAUGCAGAUGGAGAGCUAUGGCUAUACCACCAGUGAUCUUGUGUUCAUGUGGCAGUCGGACCCAGUUCAGAUGGAUCAAAUUGCUCUCCCGCAGUUUGAUAUCAGAGAAGAGGACAUCAUAUACAAAAACUGCACAAAAUUCUACAAAGGAACAGGAUACUACACCUGCGUUGAAGUGAUCUUUACGUUGCGUCGGCAGGUUGGUUUCUACUUGAUGGGAGUUUAUGCGCCAACUCUGUUGCUUGUGGUUUUGUCCUGGUUAUCAUUCUGGAUCAACCCUGAUGCCUCCGCUGCCAGGGUGCCAUUGGGUAUUUUAUCGGUUCUCUCUCUGUCCAGUGAGAGCAUGCUCUUGGCGUCGGAGCUGCCAAAGGUCUCCUACGUAAAAGCCAUCGAUAUCUGGCUCUUAACCUGUCUACUUUUUGGUUUCUCAUCACUGGUGGAAUACGCUGUCGUGCAGGUGAUGCUGAACAGUCCUACGAAGAUUGAGGAGGAGAAAGCCAAUAUGGCAAGGAAAGAGAAAGUGUUGCAAAAGAAAGAAGAAAAGAUGGCAAAUAGAGCUAAAAACGCAGCGAAUGGGACUGGAGGAACGCCCAUACAUGUCAACACUUUGCAGGUGGUAGAAACUCGCUGUAAGAAAGUUUGCACCUCCAAGUCGGACCUUCGUGCCAACGACUUCAGCAUCGUUGGAUCCCUCCCACGAGACUUUGAGCUGUCAAACUUUGACUGUUACGGUAAAGCGGUUGAGGUGUUGGGGCGCCUAAAGUCCCAGAACAAAACCAACAAGAAACCAGGGCCACCAAAGGCGAUCAUACCUGCUGCGGCCAAACGCGUCGACCUCUACGCACGGGCCCUCUUCCCCUUCUCCUUCCUCUUCUUCAAUGUUGUCUACUGGUCCGUCUAUCUGUGAGAGGGGAGAGGAGGAGGGUGCUGUGAAGCAGAGUGGUUCGUACCUUGUCGUUCUGUCCCCAUACUGAUACUGAAACUGCAUUGAACUUGCAAAUGACGCAGCAGAUAUUAAACGUGUACUAUUUCAGAGCCAUGUUUGCAGAGCUUGGUAGGCUGCUGUGGUUCCUGGGAGAAACUGUAUUCACCAAAACCACUAAAGCUCUGGGAUGUUCCCUUGAAUCCCCUUAAAGCCCGGCAUUAGGGAGGCCCUGCAUGUGUGUCUCAGUGUGAUGCAGCACAGCAUAUAAACGAAACCCUGCUGUGGUGAUUAGAAAUACAGGCUUUUUACCGGAAACACUUUGAUGUUAACGGUACAGAGCUGACAAAUGCCCAACACCAAUUAAAGACAUGUAAGAGAAAUGAGAAAAUAAAUGU